This is a messenger RNA of Penicillium odoratum, 1011 nucleotides long. Its product is annotated as ankyrin repeat domain-containing protein. Gene Ontology annotation, molecular function: protein binding. NCBI's taxonomy places the organism in Eukaryota, Fungi, Ascomycota, Eurotiomycetes, Eurotiales, Aspergillaceae. The record is from RefSeq and is a predicted model, not a curated record. Bases 1 to 1011 code for a protein of 336 amino acids. The transcript is spliced from 2 exons.
AUGUGGAAUCAUCUUGUAGUUUGCGAAUUUCUUCGUAAUGCUUCCGCCAAUGUCCAUGCUAUGGAUUAUACUGGAAUGACCCCAACAAUCAAGGCCUGGGAACAUAUCUUGACGCGCCGAGGUAGUCCGACACAGAUUGAAAAACUCAGAACGCUAUUUCCUGAUAUUGAUUUUGUUGAUGACAUGGGAUUUUCACACAUUCACAUGCUGGUGCUUGGUCUUUUACAGGGUGAUCUUGUAGAGACAUUAAAGAUCAGAAGUUAUCGAACACAAAUCGACCGGCCCGAUUUGACCGGAAAAUCGCCUUUGCAUUGGGCAGCAACUCGCGGUGAUUUUGAAGGUAUUGAGAUCCUUCUCAAAUAUGGGGCCAAUGUGGCUGUGACGGAUGAAUCAGGUGGAACACCAUUGAUGUUCGCCGCAUCCUCUGGUUGCCUGAAAUGUUUGAAACUACUCCUAGAUGCUGACAGUAGUGUUCACUUAAAGAACCACUAUGGCUCGGACGCACUCUACUUUGCUUGCAGACACCAGAGAGGAUUACCUCCGGUCAUUCUUCUGCUGAAGUGGGGUGCGCGUUUGAAUACUCAAAAUAAGAAUGGACAUACUGCCUUGAUUGGUGCGGCAAUCCGGAAUAACUUCAAAAUCGGCAGAUAUCUUCUGCGUCAAGGUGCGGACAUUGAUGUGCAGGGUGCAAAUGGUGAAACCGCUCUAUUUGAAGCGAUUUUCCAUAGUAGCCAUGAAUUCCUCAAACUACUUUUAGAAUGGUCCUCUGAUUACACCAUUGCAAAUCAUGAUGGAUCAACUAUCCUUCAUUCGGCGGCACUGGAAGGGGACUGUGAAACACUCAAUAUUUUGCUUUGUUCGGAGCUAAAGGGCUUAAAUCCAUCGGAUCGAAACAAGAAACGUCUGACGGCGAUGGAUAUGAUUUCAAAGCGAUCAACCUUUCCUGAAGGGUUUCUAAACUUAUUUGAUCGCCUAUUAUCAUCAAUCACAACUGACGGCUCAGAAACGUAA